Messenger RNA from Prorocentrum cordatum, 831 nucleotides. Lineage: Eukaryota; Dinophyceae; Prorocentrales; Prorocentraceae. The record is from the annotation of a GenBank genome assembly.
CGCAGCCGUUUCGGCUCUCAAGCCCAGGCUCUGUGCGCUCGAGCUUUGUCUUGGCCGGGCCAGCCCGGCUUCGCUCCGGCUGCGACGUUCGCACCCAUGGGCGGCCCUGCUGUAGGUAUAGAGGCCUGCGGCCCGCGCACGGGCGGCUCGGAGCUGGAGGAGGAGGACGAGCUCGGCCAGGAGCCCUGGGCGGGCCUGCGGGCGCGGCAGGUCUCGGAGCCGGUGAUGAAGCGCCAGCCCUCCGCGGCCGCGCGCCAGGUCUCGGGGCGAGCGGGGGGCGCCCUGGGCGGCGGCUACAUCCGCGAGGAGCUGGAGGAGCCCGAGGAGGAGCGCCCGGUGCCCGAGGAGGAGGAGCUGGGGGAGCCCUGCUGGCUGCUCGGGCAGGACGGGAAGGCGGCGCGCCAGGAGUCGGACAACCUCAGCAGCUUCGGGUCGCCGGGGCCCCUGCCGCGGCAGGAGACGGAGAUGCACUGGCCGUCCUGGGGCGCGGCGGGCCUGCCGCAGCACGCGGGCGAGGGCGAGGGCGAGCCCGACCACUCGGGCGAGUGGCCCGGCGUGUUCUCCCAGGUGUCCGACGAACAGAUGCUGAUGCCCAUGGCCUCGCUGGGCAGCUCUGGGGGCUGGCAGAACGCCAUGGCGAGCACCGCUCUCCAGGCCUCCUGCGGCUUCGACGCCUCGCUGGCCAGCGCGGCCAUGGCGGCAAUGCAGGACAACCGCGCCGGCGGUGUCCACGCCGGGGUCCCCUCGCCGGAGUGGGCCAGCGUCUACACCGUCAUGAUGCGCAACCUGCCCAACAAGUACACCCAGCAGCUGCUCCUGGAGGAGAGCUGA